Protopolystoma xenopodis is the source of this 309-nucleotide messenger RNA. The record is from the annotation of a GenBank genome assembly. NCBI's taxonomy places the organism in Eukaryota, Metazoa, Platyhelminthes, Monogenea, Polystomatidea, Polystomatidae.
AUGAGGAAGGACGAAGAGAGAGAGAGGGCUGGAAAUCAAAUCAAUUUGGUUACUAUGGUUGUAGUUGCGAGGGCGGCUUCAGGGGAAAUGAGCAAACAUGUGAAGUUUAGUCCUCCGGACGGUGACUUUGCUGAAGAAGGCGGCCAAAUGGCUCCGAUCGACCGGUUUGCGGCUCGAUUGGGAGGCAUAUACGCAUGUUUCCGAAUUGAGAAUCGCCUGGCGGUGCUGCUUCCAUGCUCUUUGUCCAAAUCUGGGUCCUCCCAAGUCCGGGAAGUGGGUCAGUUUUCCUGUUUCCAGAUUAAUAAUUAA